Molecule: messenger RNA, 5585 nt
Organism: Hippoglossus stenolepis (Pacific halibut)
Lineage: Eukaryota; Metazoa; Chordata; Actinopteri; Pleuronectiformes; Pleuronectidae
Gene: spef2
Product: sperm flagellar 2
Exons: 37
Coding region: 337-5328 (1663 amino acids)
Biological process (GO): sperm axoneme assembly
Cellular component (GO): manchette; sperm midpiece
Molecular function (GO): protein binding
Source: RefSeq, a predicted model, not a curated record
UAUUUGGUGAUGACACAAUUUGGUAUUGUUUUUUAUUCACAUGAAGACCCAGAAGAAAUAGUUAAUGAAAUAAAGUGACUGGUUUAACUAUAAUAAAUUAUCCCUCAAUAAUAAACAGGCAUGUUUUCUUUUCUUGGAUCUGGCCCCGCCCACUCUCCUGUGUGCCCCCCUAAAGCACGCCGGGCAACCCCGUUGACAUGUCGCCAUGGCAACGACGCGCCGCUGGAACUUUGUGUUUAUUGGCCAUUAGCGAGUCAAAGAGUCAAAGAGUCACCGAGUAACAUGCGAACCCUCUGAUUGUGUUCGUGACCCGAGCUCAAACUGCGAGGGGAGAAGAUGUCGGACAUAUUGUGCCGGUGGCUCAACCAGGAGCUGCGACUGUCGAAAGCUGUCGAGCCACAGAGUUUUGCCAAGGAUUUUUCCACUGGUUACUUGAUUGGGGAGGUACUGCAUAAAUAUCAGUUGCAGAAUGAUUUCACUUUGUUCAUGAGGAAAGACACCUCCAUCUCCAAACUAAAUAAUUUUACCCGCCUUGAGCCUACUCUUCAGUUACUGGGGAUCUCCUUCGACAUAAACACAGUUCAGGAACUGAUUAAGGAGAAGCAAGGGGUUGCCACACGCCUCCUUUACCAACUCUACGUCUCACUUGAAAAGAAGAAGAGAGCAGAAAUCACCAGGACAAUGAUGGAAAGCAUGCAGCCAGCAGCCAAUGCAGGCCUGCACAAGAAGGAGCACGAAAUCUACUCUGAUCAACUGCACCGGGUGGUGAAACGUGAUGCAGAACUGAAGCUGCAGAACAUUUCUAGCCACUAUGAGGCCAAAUACGAGCAACUGACCUAUACAUCUAUCAUGACCCAUCCCAUCCAGCCAAAGAGACCACUCAAAGUCCAGGAAGACAAGAGAACAAAGAAUAUUGACAAGCUGCUGGUAGGUCGUCAGAAGCACAGUGACAUUGUGCCUUAUAACCAGGCCAAUGUUGUCCAGGUACCCAAGCCACCGCCUUACACUUCACAGCUCAACCUAAAGAGGAGACGACAGCAGCAGCAGCGCAAACAACAAGCAGAGUCAGUCCAGGCUGAAAUAGCCCAGUUUGAGACAAGCAGAAAGAAACUGGUCAGUUCUGGUUUUACAUCCUCUUCAAGUGGUCAGCCUGGAGUUAUUCCCAUUAGUGGCAGCAGCUAUGGCACUGAGGAACAUGGAAGUGGAAAUAAGCUGAUACUGAAGUCCAACAGCCAGUACAUACAGGAGAUCCGACAGAAGCUGGAGGAGAAUGCUGUCUCUCGCGAGCAGAGGGAGAAAAGACGAGACAGAUUCCUGGUGGAGCAGCUCAAGGCCCAUGAAGCUCAAGAGGAAGCACGGAGAGAGGAUCAGUUGGUGAAGCGUCUGACACGUCAGACUCAGCAGGAGCAGCGUUUGGCAUCUCAGCUCCUCAAGUUUCGUAUGCAGAAGGAGGUGAUCCGGCAGAACCGCCUGUUAAGAGAGCAGCAGUGCCAGCAGCGGCGAGAGCGGGACUUCCAGGAGGCUCUGGACAGGGAAGCGGAUUUGGCUCAGCAGGCUAAGUUGGACCACGCAGAAGAGAUCAAAAAGGAGCUUGAAUUCCUUGACAGGAUCGCUGCUGAGCGAGCUCAGAGCAGAUACAAGAAGCACUUUAGGGGCUGCAAGGACAUUUUGGAGCAGAUAGUGGACUUGGUCACCAAGGUCGGAGAAUAUCGACUGAUCACUGCGAAUCUGGUUCCAGAGAAGCUGAUAAGAGAGUGGAAGGAAUUGCUGUUCAGUGGUCUUCCUCUCUAUGUGUCAAACACGGGCCAGAUGCCCGGCUUUGAGUUCUCCCCCUCACUAGAUCCUGUAGAGCUUGAAAGGCAGGAGAUACUCAACAAUCAGGACUAUGAUGAGUACACUAACAUGAUCGGUGAGUGGGCCUGGCCAGAGGAGGCAGGGAAGGCCAAAUCACCCCCGGCCAACAACAGCAUUCUUGGACAUGUUAUUCUGCGUCUCUGGCACAUUGUUCAUCCACCCAUCAUGGAAGCCACCUCAACCCCAUUUCCUCACUUUACUCUCAAAGCCUGUGUCCUGGGAAAGUUCUGCUCUGGCAAGACCACCUGCCUGGCCAAGAUAGCUGAAGCCAAUGGCAUCUGUGUCUUAUCAGCUGACACACUGGUUGAGGAGGUGCUGAAAGCUUAUUAUGAAAAGCAGCUGUCUACACAGGCCAUGCAGGGAGAAGCGGCAGAAAAAGAGCUGAGAAAAGGAAACCCCAUUCCUAAUGAGCUGUUAGUAGAUAUUAUAAUGGAUGCUAUCAGGCAGGUUCCAGCUCAGACAGGUUGGAUCCUGGAUGGCUUUCCAGUGGACAUCACCCAGGCCCACCUGCUAGAGAAAGCCCUGGGUGGAGCUGUAGACGAAGGGAGUGGGGUGGUAAUCAGCAGGAAGGACCUCGUUGUUGAUCCUGAUCCACCCAAACCUUUGCCUCCCCCAAACCCUGUGUUAGACCUGGUUCUGCUGCUGGAUGUCCCUGAUGAGACUGUGACGACACGUGCAUUCAGUCACUCUGAUACAAGCUCCCCUCCCACAGACAAAAAUGUGUAUCUGGCACAGAUUCCACACAGGAUCACAGCUUUUCAGGACACCUGGCCAAAACUUGAGAAAUGGUUUGGUGGAAAGCAAAACAUUUUGGUUCGUGUUGAUGCCAAUGUAGAAGAGGAGGAGCUUAACGAGAAGGUGGAGUCCGUCCUGAAGCAGGUUAUGACGCAGAUUCAUGAAGAUCAACCUCCCCCCCACACUGAUGAAGUCUGCUGCCCCACAGAGUCCUCUUCCAACCUGCACAAGGAAAGAACCCGAAGUGUGUCCUCGCAUCACAGAUCCAGCACACACUCCAGAGGACACUCCAGGAUCUCAUCAACUUCCUCGGUGACACAUGAGGAAGGUCACGGAGUCUCCAAGAAUCACCAUGAAUCUGCUUCAGCCUGCCUGGCUUCAUCCAUCUAUGUGGAAAAACCUCUUCCUCCAGUAAUCUCACAGUACCUUUGCACCCACUGGGAAACAGUGUGUGAUUCUUAUGUCGGCAACAUAAAGACAGUGAUGCAACUGCUGCGCUCACAAAACACUGUUAUUAGCUAUCAUCUGUUCAACAUCAGAGAGGAGUUCAAGCAUUAUCUGAAUCGUCCAGACAUGAGGCAGGAGUUAGUGUCUCAGUGGCAGAAGGACUUCAACAGCAUAGCUGAUGAUAUGAGAGAAGAUGAGGAAACGAAAGCAGAGCUACACCUGAGACUCGAUGAACUGCGUGAACGUUUGUGGGACAUCAGUGACAAACGCAAAGAGCAGGACGAGCAGGAGAGGGCUUCUCUCAUGUAUAACGGCUGGCUGGAGGAACAUACCGCCAUACUCAUCAACCACCAUUCUACACUCAUGCAGGUGGAGUUGGACCGCUUCCAGGAGACCCUCUGUAUUCUUAGGCUCUACUAUGUGUACAUGCACAAACAUCUGGGGCUCGAGCCUCCAUCCCACUUUGUCUGUAUCCCCCUACUGGGCAUCCAAGAAGAAAAGGAUCAGGACGAGAGUUCCACCAGUUCUGAUCCAGCAGACACAAGUGUGCGUAGUCGCUCGCAUGAAGGAGAGGAAACGAGACUAACUAAACUUGUUCCCUUCCUCUCCAAACAUUCUGACUCCUCACAAGGGGCCUCCAAGACACAAGGCCUGGUCAAGCCAUCCGCUGAGAAACUCAUCGCUGACUACGAGGAGGCAUACAGAGCCAUCAGCAAAUUGGUGACAGGAGAAGACCAACAGGGGGAGACAAAAGAGCAGAAGGAGAAACCACCGGAAAAGGAGAACGUCAAUGCAAGUGCAAACAAAAAGGGAAAAGGAAAGCCACCAGUGAAAGUUAUCUCCUACUCUCACAUUCCACCAGAACCACCACCUCCUGAACCCAUUCAUGCACCUGCUGAAGAAAGAAAGUGUCAUGAUCACUCCGUGAGAGACAGAAUACAUAAAGAAUAUUCAACUGCGCUGGAGCACGAGGAGAAUGCAUCGAAGGUUCGCAUUUUGCUGGUGAAAGGUCGUGGUACGGUUGUGGUAGAAAGACUGCAAAGCACAGCAGAACAGGUCUUUAGCGACAUGGAGGAGUGGUUAGAAGCCCGCUAUCUUUCAGAAAUGAAGAGUAUUGACCAAUUAGCAGAAGUAGUUCGCCAUCACAUUGAGGCUGGUGCUAAGUUGAAGAAUGAGGUGGUGUUGGAAAUUACUGACUUCUAUCUGAAUGGAGACUGCUACAUGGUGGCCAGCCCGACUCCCCCUCCACAUCCACCUCCUCUGGAGAAAUCCACACUGUCCACACCGACCAUCCUGCAGCUGGAGUCACUCCACCAACAUCUAUGCAACAUUGCUCCCUCAGGCCUCAUGUCCAGUUCUGAGUUUUCCAGUUUGCUCCGGGAUAUCACCUCUGUUAACAUGGGCAGAGACGUCUUGCCUGAGGCCUGGAUCAGCAUGAAUGAUAGACAGCUAUUGGAGAUCGAGUCUAUGUUAAUGGACCAGUGUGACCUCAUAGACUGGCGUCGGUUUCUGCUCAGUGCUGCCCUCCCUUGGCCUUUUCCCUCCCUACCACAGCUGCUGGUUGUGCUAAAACGUUUCAAGGCAGCAGACACAGGCAACACAGGCUAUGUUAACAGGGAACAGUACCUGCAGACGGAGUUGUGGUUUUCCACUGAGAGUGUCCAACCUGUCCCUGAGGACCCAUCUGAGCCUCUACCUUAUAACCGUCUGGCCAACUUACGCAAGUUUUUUUUCCAGUUGUUUGCGGAUCACUCUACCUCUCCCCCUCGAUUGGACUAUGUGUCCAUGCUGCAGUACUUUGCAGCCGACCCUAGCCCCCGACAGGGCUUCAUCAGAGCACUGAGCGUGGUGCUGGGACACAAUGUGGGACAACGCACCUCACUGGGUCAUCUCGUCAAGUCCAUGCCCAGAAUAGAAGAGGCUACAGAGCUCAGCCCGUCAGAACCCGACGGAGAGGGGAAGGAUACCCUGUGUGCAUCGAGCAGUCCAUCGGCGGAGCAGGACGUGUCCAUUCCUGCUCUCCUUUCUGUCGUCUGCCACAAAAUCACCAAGAUGAAAGACGACAACGAGCUUCCUCCAGGCUGUCUGAGUGAGGAGGAGCACGCUCAGCACCUGGUCGAUCUUUUCAGCGAGCACGGCUACACACCUGAGAGCUGGGUCCCCUUCUCCAUUCUGUCUCAGCAUCCUCUCAUCCAGGUCCUGAUGGACUCCUCCAUACACCAUCAGCUCGUAAACAUUCAUGGAGUGCUACUGGCCAAUCAGAGUGAAGGAGAGGCUUUAAGCACUGGAUGAGAGAUACACAGUACUUACUGUAUGCUGCUGUCUGCUGCAUCAUGAUGAGAACUUUAACUAAUGCAGACAUCGUUUUCAUUUUUUAAUUAUCUCCUUACUUUUACAUUUGAAAUACUUGCUGUCAGCUGUAUUGCUCACUUCAGUAUUGAAUAAAUGCUUUUUCAACCAUUACUUGCCACAGAAUGUAGAAAUAUCUUCAGCUGAUUCUGGUUGGAGUCACAACGUAAUUGAAAAUGACAACAACAACAUCAAUGAUG